UCAACUGCACAAAUCGCAGCGAUAAAACAACAAAUAUUUCAUAUUAUAAAUUUCCUUUAAAAGAUAAGGAAAUUACAAAAAGAUGGGUUAUAAAUAUGAAGCGAGAAAACUGGUUUCCUACUACAGCCAGUUACCUCUGUGCAGCUCAUUUUGAAGAGAAAUAUAUGUACCACACAAAUGUCGAGAGGCGCCUUUUGUCAAAAGCAGUACCUACUAUCCUUAACUUUCCACCACAUUUACAAAAGCAAGAUAAAGUAUUACGACCACAACCCAGAAAGCGAUCUUUCGACAAUUUGCAAGAUAGUGCUGUUACAGUGACAUCAUUAGCACAAAUGCCUGUCAGACCCACAUCUGUUUCUGCUGACCACAAUUACUGUCUACCAAGCCCUAAGAAGUUGAAAACACAAUAUAACAGAGUACAAGCAGAGAAUGUGCGACUAAAGAAGCGGAUAAAGCAAAUGAAGCAACUUAGUGUAAGACACAAAAGAAGAAUAGUGCAGUUACAGACUUUAGUUGCUGGUUUGAGAAGAAGGCUAUGUAGUUCACUUUCUGAUAUGUUAAACUGUGAACAUGUAGUUGGUUUGUUGAAGGAGCUAUUGGAACUUCGGGUCUAGUUUAGCAGGGGAUACAACCCGUCGGCUUUGACCAAUGACGUCAGAAUUGGCCAGAGAGCAUCUAUUACAAAGAUGAAAGAGCUGAGAAGAAUGUUCGGAAACAAAGGAAGGCAAGAGAGAAAAACUGUACUUCACAUAUAUAAGGGCCAGUAGUAUUUUCACGUUAACGAUAUUGUGUGUUUGUAUCUUAGUAUUUCUCCACAAAAUACAAUGGAAAGAAAUG
Schistocerca cancellata (South American locust) is the source of this 837-nucleotide messenger RNA. Its product is annotated as THAP domain-containing protein 2-like. Bases 96 to 614 code for a protein of 172 amino acids. NCBI's taxonomy places the organism in Eukaryota, Metazoa, Arthropoda, Insecta, Orthoptera, Acrididae. The transcript is spliced from 3 exons. The record is from RefSeq and is a predicted model, not a curated record.